Messenger RNA from Tinamus guttatus (white-throated tinamou), 762 nucleotides. NCBI's taxonomy places the organism in Eukaryota, Metazoa, Chordata, Aves, Tinamiformes, Tinamidae. The record is from RefSeq and is a predicted model, not a curated record.
AUGCCCCCCACAUUGAGAAGUGUCUUCCUGCUCAUUAUUUCAGGAAAGCCCAAGGUGUACCAAGGCGUUAGAGUAAAGAUCACAGUUAAGGAGCUGCUGCAGCAGAGAAGAGCACGACAAGCAGCAACCAGUACCAUGGUAAGGAAAAAACCUUUGGCUCCCCUUUGCCUCUUGCCCUUAAUCCCUGUUGUCAGCUCACCUUUUGAGGCAGAAUCCAUCUCCUCUGCUCCCAGCUACUGCCCAUCACGGCAGUUUUCAGACUGCCUCUCCUGCGAAGAAAGCCCUAGCUAUUUGGAGCAGCUGGUAGAUUCCUACCUCCAGGCAGAGGCACCCUUAGACCCAGCCCUCAGUGCUCUCCAGACGCCCUCACACUACAUCUCCGACUCCUUCCAGCCAGUGCCGCACUGCUUUAACCAGAGCCUGGCUCCUGGAUCCCCUAGCUCAGCUGAUAUGUCGAGCCCAUUAAACUAUAGCUGCUCCCCACCUCAGCUACCUCCUUUCACCCCGCUGCCCCACAGCCCUCCCUCUGCACUGGACACCAAGACCUACGGCUACCCUGCCGAAGAGUGGCCCUGCCAUACCCCCUCCCUGUACACGGCCUCCGCCUGCUGCUGCGCGUCCUGCGGCUCCGAGCACGGGGACACGCGGGUCCCGGAGUACUUCCCCUGCCCUGGCACAGACUGCAUGGACUACCUGCCACCUGUGGCCGUGGCCGAUGACUUCUUUCGAAGGGCUGGUAACUGGGACAUCUGCUACAGCUAA